AUGCGUACCAACCAAGCCUUCUCCACCCCCAUCGCCGUCGUCGGCUCUGCCUGUAGGUUUCCUGGGGAGGCAUCCACACCAUCGAAACUAUACGAUUUACUGCGCCAGCCCCGGGAUGUGCGUCGAGAGUUCGAUCCGGAGAUCCUCAACUUACAACGGUUCUAUGACUCAAACCCUGAUGCUCCGGGAUCAACCAAUGUACAGAGCAAGGGCUACCUGCUGGCCGAGGACAGUCGACUCUUCGACGCUUCGUUCUUUAACGUCAGCCCUUACGAAGCCGAGUGUAUGGACCCUCAGCUCCGUGUGAUGUUGGAAGUUGUAUACGAAGCAUUUGAGAAUGCUGGCUACACACUCGACCAAAUGCGAGGGUCCAAGACUUCGGUCCAUGUCGGAGUCAUGGCAAGCGACUAUGCUGAUAUUACAGCUCGAGAUACCGAGACGAUACCCCUAUACGCCGGGACUGGUGUUGCUCGCAGUAUCCUAUCCAACCGAAUCUCAUACACUUUUGAUCUCCACGGACCGUCAGUCACACUUGACACUGCCUGUUCUAGUUCCUUGGUUGCAUUACACCAGGCAGUGCAAGGCCUUCAAGCUGGCGAUGCUUCAUGCGCUGUUGUGUGUGGAGUUAACCUAAUAUUUGAUCCUAUGCUUUAUGUCAUGCUGUCUAAGCUACACAUGCUAUCCCCAGAGUCUCAGUCUCGGAUGUGGGACGAAACAGUCAAUGGGUACGCUCGGGGCGAAGGUGCCGGGGUAGUGGUGUUGAAGCCACUGGACCAGGCAAUUCGUGAUAAUGACCAUAUUGAGGGAGUCAUCCGAGGAUCAGGAGUGAACUCAGACGGAUUGAGUCCCGGGCUGACCAUGCCUACCGUGGCUGCUCAAGCUUCCCUCAUUCGAGACACAUAUCGUCGCGCCGGACUGGACCCCGUCCGGGACCGGUGUCAGUACUUUGAAUGCCACGGCACCGGAACACCUGCGGGAGACCCUGUCGAGUCGCGUGCUAUUUAUGAAGCCAUGAUUAGGGAUGGUGAUUCUCUGGGUGUGGAGCAGACAACCCCGUUAUAUGUUGGCUCAAUAAAAACGCUGAUCGGGCAUCUCGAAGGAGGUGCCGGUCUAGCUGGAGUCUUGAAAGCUCUGCUCUCUAUCAAGCACCGAACAAUUUUUCCCAAUCUUCUUUUCAACAAAUUAAAUCCUAAGAUCGCGUCAUACUAUGACGGAUUUCAGAUACCGACCUCUCCUCUUCCUUGGCCCGAGUUGCCUGCCGGAUUGCCUUUGCGAGUUAGCGUGAACAGCUUCGGGUUUGGAGGCACCAAUGCACAUGCCAUCAUAGAGAGCUUUGAACCGAAGGAUAUCAAUGGGCACUUAACAAUUCUGGAAGCAGGCGAAGCUCGUUUGAUUCCCUUCGUUCUCUCGGCGCACUCUGCUUCGUCACUUCUUGGAAACUCCGAGGCGCUGCUAACUUAUCUCGUGAACCAUCCGUCUGUCGACCUGGAUGAUCUGAGCUGGGCUCUCCAGAAAAGACGAUCUGCGCAUCGUCUAAGAACCUUCUUUACUGCGCAAAACCGCGACAGGUUGAUCGAGGAUUUGAGGAAGUUUAUUGCACAGCACCGCAAAUCCACCAACAAGGAAGAUGUCGGUAUCCGACAACGUCUUGUGAAUCCAGACAAGGCACCACGUAUUUUGGGAGUAUUCACUGGACAGGGUGCUCAGUGGCCUACCAUGGGCCGUGAAUUGCUAGUAAAAUCUCCACUUUUCCGCCGUGCCCUGCAACAGUACAACGAUGUUCUUAAAGCACUACCAGACGGCCCAGAAUGGUCCUUGAUUGAAGAAUUAUCCAAGGAUGCUUCCAGCUCGCGUGUCGGUGAAGCAGCUAUUUCCCAGCCACUCUGCACCGCGAUUCAGCUGGCUUUGAUUGAAAUGUUGAAUUCGAGUGGCGUUCGCUUCGACACGGUCGUAGGCCAUUCUUCAGGAGAGAUCGCCGCAGUUUCUGCUUGUGGUAUGAUCAGCGCUGCCGCUGCUAUGCAGAUUGCCUACUACCGAGGAAAGUAUGCCUAUUUAGCUCAAGGUUCUAACGGUCAGGCUGGGGGCAUGAUGGCGGUAGGCAUCGAUUAUGACAGUGCCCAGUCGUUCUGCCAGCAGCCCGAAUACCAGAGUCGCAUAAGUGUUGCGGCUAGUAACUCCCCUAAGAGUGUCACGCUUUCAGGUGAUCUCGAGGCAAUCAAACAAGCCAAAAUACAUUUCGAUCAAGAAAACACCUUCGCACGUUUGCUCAAAGUGGACACCGCAUAUCACUCAUACCACAUGGAGCCCUGUGUUGCCAACUACCUCAAGUCCCUCAGGGCUUGUGACAUUCAGGUUCAACAACCCCAAAAUGGCUGUUUGUGGGUUUCUAGUGUCCAUGGAAACACGGAGCUUCUCGAAGGUGACUUGGAGUCACUGAAGGGUCACUACUGGGUUCAAAACAUGGUGCAACCAGUCCUCUUUUCUCCAGCGGUCAAAUAUGCUAUCGACUACAGUGGUUCGUUUGACUUGGCUACCGAGGUUGGACCACACCCUGCUCUCAAAGGACCAGCGUUGCAGACUAUUGAGCUGGCUCUAGGUGCUGCUCCACCUUAUAUUGGAACUCUCAAGCGUGGCGGCGGUGACAUAGAGGCAAUUGGGGAGACGAUCGGCUCUCUCUGGUGCCACCUUGGCCCUGCUCAUGUUAACUUUGAUGGGUUCCGGCAAGCCUUAGGGUUAGAAGACUUGAAAACCUCAGAAUUACUAAAGAAUCUCCCGCCGUACGCCUGGAACCAUGACCGUAUCUACUGGCACGAAUCUCGAAUUUCCAGAAAUUACAGGAAAAGGAAGGAUGCCCGGCACCCUCUACUCGGUCGUCGUGCUCCAGAUGAUACGGAACGCGAAAUCCGCUGGAGGAACGUCCUUAGAGUUAGCGAGCUUCCUUGGGCACAGGGUCAUGUUGUUUCAGGAGAGGUGCUGCUCCCGGGAACAUCCUAUAUAGCUCUGUCCUGCGAGGCCGCUAGGAUCAUUGCGGGAGAUAAGCCGAUUCGGCGGAUCGAUGUGGAAGACAUCGAUAUUCGUCGUCCGUUGAUUGUUCCCGAUACUCGUGAAGGUGUUGAGACGACCUUCACCGUGCGUUUGGAGAAUUUCAAAGACCCAAACUGCACUGCUGGGGAUUUUUCAUACUACUAUUCUGACCCAAGCUCAGGAUCCAUGGUCAAUGCAUGUACCGGCAAGAUCAUCAUCCAUCGAGGUGAGGGUAAUGAACACGAGCUGCCCCCAUACGGAAUCCUUUCCCGACCAGACCUACAUCCAAUCGAUAGUGAUGCAGCCUACGACAUAUUCGCCCAGAACGGACUUUUUUACACGGGCGUGUUUCAUCGCCUUCAGGACGUCCAGCGCAGGCUUGACUACUCCGUUGCAAUGGCUGAAUGGUCGGCAGACGAGCUCACAGGGUUUACGGAUGCUCUCCAUCCGGCAGUGAUGGAUGUCAGCUGGCAAAAUCUAUUCCAUGCCCGCGCCGACUACCGAGCGGGAAAGCUUCCAACUCCCAUCCUGCCGGUGCACGUCAAACGAGUGACGGUGAACCCGCAUGUAAAGUUGGCUCAGGCCGAACAAGGCUUGCUCAAAAUAAGAACUGAAUCGUUCAUCACAUCCCGCAACGGCCUUUCUGUAGUUGGCGAUGUGCAUAUCUACGACCCAACUUCAGGCACCACGGCCAUACAAAUGGAGUCAGUAUCCCUCAAGCCUGUGGCACCACCCACUGAGGAACAGGAUAGACGAAUCUUUUUCGACAUAGAAUACAAGACAGAUCCUUCACUAUGUCUGGCAGAACCAAUUCAUGACCUGAAACAUGGUCAAAAGCAAAAGGAGCUGUCGGCGGAUGUUGAAAGGGCAGUCGUGUUUUACAUUCAGCGAGUGCUAGAAGGUUUAUCUCCCAGUGAGAGGUCUGAUUUGACGUGGUAUCAUAAGCUGCUGGUAGAUUCCUUUGAGGCCUCCUUACGGCUGAUCCGAGACGGGCGUCACCCCAUUGCGGAGAAAAGUUGGCUCGCCGAUAAGCCAGAAGUUCUUGACAUGAUCCUAUCCAAGUGGGCAGGGACUGUUGAUCUCGAGUGCGUUCGUCUUGUGGGAGAAAAUAUGCUCGACUUUCUGAAAAGGAAAGAAUCCUUGUUGGAAAUAGUUAUGACGGAUGACCUAGCAACCCGCCUGUAUAGCGAGGGAGGUGGUCUCGCUGAGGUCAACCGAGCCAUGGCUGGCGUUCUUCAACAAAUCUCCCAUAAAUUCCCCCAGGCCAGGUAUGUAGAGAUUGGAGGUGGAACUGGAUCGACGACUGACACUAUCUUGCAAACUAUCGGAGACGCUUUUCACACGUACACUUUUACGGAUAUCUCUCCGGCCUUCUUUGGCGAUGCUGCGGAGAGAUUCAGCAACUUCCGUAACAAGAUGAUCUUCAAGACACUUGAUGUGGAGAAGGACGUCGGCCCUCAAGGGUUUGAGAAGCAUUCUUAUGAUGUUGUCGUUGCUUCCAAUGUCCUUCACGCAACAGCUCAUAUCAAAGAAACCUUGAAGAAUGCACGUUCACUACUGAAACCAGGCGGUUUCUUGAUCCUCAAUGAGAUCACAGGAACGGAGAUCAUGCGAACCACGUUCUGCGUGGGAGGCCUGCCCGGAUGGUGGUUGGGAGUUGUCGAGGGGCGAAGAUUACAUCCUGGAUUAACCACUGAGGAGUGGCACAGCACACUUCAGGAUACAGGAUUUUCGGGAGUUGACCUGGUCUUUCACGACCUGCCCGACGCCAAACAACACUGCAUGUCUUUUAUGGCUAGCCAAGCAGUCAAUGAUACCGUGCAGCAAUUGCGCGAACCUUUGGUAUAUCUCGACGAGGUUCCUGAAGUCAAGUCUCUUCUGCUGGUUGGCGGGAAAACGCUAGCUGUGUCCAAGGUCGUAUCUGUAAUCCAGCGCCUGGUGGGUCCAGUAUUGAGUAGCCGUGUCUCUGUCGCAAGCGAUAUCGAAGCAAUUGACUUCUCCCGCGUUGGAAGUCAAGCGGACGUCUUGUGUCUUCAGGAGCUAGACUCUGGGUUGUUUUCAGAACCACUUACGCCCAAGAGACUGAAGGCUCUGCAGACGAUGAUCGUUGCCGCACGUAGCGUCCUCUGGUUGACGACUAAUAGAAGAACCGAUAACCCCGAAGCUAACAUGAUGAUUGGUAUGACGAGAGCCAUAACAAAGGAGCUUCCUAACGCCAAUAUACAGUUUCUAGAUCUGGAUUCGGUCGUUACUCCAGCAUCAGUGGCUCGAACUGUAGUUGAGACGUUCAUGCGAAUGAAGAUUAUCUCAGCUCACAAGAACGACGGUAGUCCGCUCCUCUGGCCCCAGGAACCAGAACUGGUGGUGGAGGGAUCUGACACACUCAUUCCACGUCUACAUCCGGACCAGCAGCUUAAUGAUCGGUAUAAUGCUAGAUAUAGAACUAUAAGCAAGUCAGAAACCGGUUCAGAUUCUUUAAUCGGCCUUACUCGCCAGCAAGAUAAGCUGGUUUUGGUCGAAUCGGCGCCGGAAUUGUACACAGACGGGGCAGAGCGUGCGCGUGUCAGGGUCCAAUACUCUCUCUCUAUUCCUGGUGAGAAAGGAGAUGGCAUGUACAUGAGCGUUGGCCGGCUGAUUCCCUCUGCUACGCCUGUCAUGACUGUUUCACAACGGAACACAUCUAUCAUCAGCGUGCUCCAAGACGAUGUUAUUUUUAUCGACGAGAAGGACUGCAACGUGACUACGCUUGAGGGUAUAGCGGACCAGAUCGCGGUUAUGGGGCUCCUCAGCUCUGCUCACAAGGGGAAAUCAGCUCUUUUACACAACCCAAGAGCACGCUUGGCUGCAUAUUUCACUCUGGAGUCGCACCGACGUGGAGUCGAACCGCUUUGCUCGUCCACCAGCACUGCGGUCCCUCAAGGCUGGAUGAGCAUCCACCCACAAAGUUCUGUCCAUGCCGUCCAGCGUUUGCUACCCCAUAAUACUACCGUUUAUCUCGACUGUUCUGCCUCUGUAGAAUCGGGACCAACAACCAUUCAAUCCGCACUGCCAUCCGGCUGCCAGUUGUACCAAUGGAACAGUGGCUUGUUCUUGUGCGGCCUCGCCUCCGCUACUAGUACACAGCUGGCUCUCAAAGCCGUAUAUUCAGGAUUACCAGAUUAUCUUGCUAUCUCAGUUUCAAGUGACGCGCCGCACUAUGAGAUUGAUGUCCUAGAUGUCAGAGAACUUGCCGGCACCAAAGCAUCCAUCCUGGACCGUACCAACAUUAUCUCCUGGGAAACAACGCGUCCGCUGAGCUUGCUUGUUCAACCUCCGGACAAGACGGUCCUGUUUGACAGCGCGAAGACAUAUCUUAUGGUUGGCAUGUCGGGUGGCCUUGGUCUUUCCGUCUGCGGAUGGGCUCUACAGCACGGGGCCAAGCAUAUGGUAAUUACUAGUCGAAGGCCAAACAUACAUCCACAAUGGCUGGCUCAAGCACGAAAGCUGGGAGCGGAGAUCCAUGUGCGGUCCGUAGAUGCCGCCGACCGAGUAUCGUUGGAGUCCACCAUCUCCAGCAUUCGAGAAACCUUACCCCCCAUUGGAGGUGUCUGCAAUGCGGCCAUGGUAUUGUCCGAUAAGCUGUUUGUGGAUAUGGAUGUGGCCUCUAUCAACGACACGUUCAAGCCCAAGGUUGAGGUCUCCAAGCACCUUAACGAGAUAUUCGCGGAUACUCCUCUAGACUUCUUUAUCAUGUUCAGUUCUUCCCUGUCCAUCAUUGGUGGUCAAGGUUCCGGGAACUAUCACGCAGCCAACCUGUUCAUGGCCGCAAUGGCGGCUCAGCGUCGACAGAGCGGACUGCCAGCAUCAGUGAUCCAUAUUGGAUACGUAACCGAUGUCGGUUACUUCAUGCGUGUCGAUAAGAGCUCUAGAGAAUAUAUUGGAAGAAUGCAGAUUGUUCCUCUCUCAGAGACCGAUGUCCACCACGCUUUCGCAGAGGCCAUUCUAGCGGGCAAGCCAAGUAGUGACCGGUCCUGUGAGGUCGGGCUUGGAAUUGAGCCGCUUGAUGCACCGUUGAUCGAGGACCAGGAACCCGUAUGGGCAUCAGAUCCUCGCUUCGCACACUACCUUCCUAACUUCCGCAUCGAUGACAAGAAGGAUGAUACUCAAUAUGGCCGUGAUGAUAUCAAGAAGCAGAUGCGAGAAGUCGAGACAGAAGCUGAAUUGCUCACGGUCGUUCGGGAGGCCCUUUGCGCCAAGCUCGAGAUAAUGCUCCAGGUGUCUACUGGCAGUAUCGAUGCCGAUGCACCACUUACAGAACUUGGCAUAGAUUCUCUUGUGGCCGUGGAGGUUCGAGCAUGGUUCUUGAAAAAGAUAGGUCCCGAUGUUCCGGUCGUCAAGAUUCUAGGAAGCUCUGUAGCCCAGAUCUGCAUCGACGCAUCUAAGGAGAUUAUGGCCACAAGGGUGGGAGGAAGCCCCAAGAACUUUGACUCUGAGCCGGUAACAUCCGCUGACUCCCAGGAUAGGUCAGAAACUAGUGCUUCAGACGUAUCGCACUCGGAAAAUCCGACUCCCCCCAGCACAGACAAUGAGCUGUCUGUUUCCAGCCUCGACGAUGUCAAUGUCCCGGACAACACGGGAGACAAAUAUUGCGUCGUCGAUGAUGGAGUUACCGCAGAACCUACUAUGGAAUUCGGCCAGGAUAUCAUCCAGACGGAACCAAUGUCAGCGGCCCAGUCGCGAAUUUACAUACUUUCUAGUCUUAUGAACGAUCCGACUGCCUACAGUUUGAUGAUUCGAUACGAUCUCGAUGAUGAGCUUGAUAUUGACCGUCUACGAAAUGCUUUGACCACCACAAUGCAGCAUCACGAGUGUCUCAGGACCUGCUUUUUUGCUCGCCGUGACGACAAUCAGCCGGUGCAGGGUAUUCUAUCGUUCCCAGUCCGUCGUUUCAAGCAUAUUCCAAACGCCAUAGAAGAAGAUAUCGCCCAGGAGUUGAAGGCUGCCAGGACUAAGAUAUGGGAUAUUGAGCACGGAGAGACGCUGAGUUUGACUGUUUUAUCCCAGGAUUCUCGCAAACACACCUUGGUCUUGGGCUACCAUCAUAUCGUUCUGGACGCGUCCGGUAUGCGAACCUUUACCCGGGAUUUGAACUCUGCCUACAAUAUGCAACCACUCAAGUUUAACGGUGGGACAUGCGUUGAAUUUGCUCGCAAAGAGCAGGAAAACCUGCAUCUAGGGCUGUUGGAAAGCCGCAUGGAAUACUGGAGACAAGAAUACGCUUCUCCUCCGCAUGUGCUUCCGUUGCUCCCAAUGGCAAAGACGACAGCCCGACCAGAGACGCAGCAAGUAGCCAGCAUCAACGCGUCGCGCCUGGUCGAUGAUGAUACAGUUAUAGCCAUCAAACGCACAUGCCAGACACUGGGCAUCACGGCCUUCCAGUUCCACCUAGCCGUUGUUCAGAUCCUACUAACACAGUCCCUCGACAUAGAUGAUGUUUGUAUCGGCGUGGCGGACUCCAAUCGGCCGGAUACCGAAUUCAUGGAGACUGUUGGGUUUUUCCUGAAUCUAUUGCCCGUUCGCUUCCGCAUUCCCGCUGGCAUCUCGUUCGCGCAGGUUGCUCAAAAUACAGCUCGACAGAUGGGCAAGGCCUGGGAGAAAUCUGUUCCAUUUGAUAUGUUACUAGACCAGUUGAAAAUAUCUCGCUCGUCCUCACAUACGCCGCUUUUCCAGGUCUUGGUGAACUACAGACUAGCGAUGACGAAGAGUAUAGCCUUUGGCAAUAGCUUUCUUACUAUCACCGAUGGCGAAGAGGGACAGAAUCCAUAUGAUAUCACUUUCAGCUUCCUCGAGUCCCAAGCUGAAGGAACGGCCGUUACGAUGGAUUGCCAAGAGUCACUCUAUGACGCUGAGGGUGCUGAGAGGAUCCUUGACAUGUAUAUGCAUCUUCUCAAAGUGUUAACCGACAAUAUCAAUAUCAAGAUCAACGAGUGUCAAAUCUACAGCCCAAAAACCGUAUCAGCAGCUCUGAAACUUGGACAAGGUAUGCAAGCAGAGCUCACCUGGCCUGCAACAGUUUCAGAAAAGUUUCAACAAGUUCAAACCGCUUAUCAAAACAGAGUUGCCGUCCGAGAUAGGACUUCUGUUUUAACAUAUCAGCAGUUAGCAGGCCGUGUGGACAGCAUUGCAGCUGCACUCAAUUCUGCAGGUCUUGGUUCUGGUUCCCGCAUCGCCGUUUUAUGCGAACCGUCAAACGACUUUGUAGCGUCGUUGCUAGCUAUCCUUCACAUUGGUGCCAUCUAUGUUCCAUUAGAUAUCAGUUUUCCUUCAUCUCGCCACGCAGAUAUCAUAUCUAGCAGCACUCCUGGAAUGAUUAUCAGCCAUGAAAGUACAAACGAAUCAGUCGAGCAACUUGUGCACGAGAUUUCAGGAAGACUACCAAUCUUGAAGCUAGAGGAGAUUUCCAAUGUCUCCCAACCAGUCCCUUGCAAAGCACAAUCCGACUCCCCGGCGUUUCUUUUGUAUACCAGUGGAACAACCGGCAAACCGAAGGGAGUAGUACUAUCACAGGGUGCCAUCGUCAACUGGCUUGAGCACUCAAUUUCAGCAUACGAACUUGACAAGGCCCCCGCAUCGGUUCUACAACAGAGCUCUCUCAGCUUUGAUAUGUCUCUAAUCCAGAUCUUCUGUGCCAUUUGUUCCGGCGGCAGUCUCGUUAUCGUACCACAGGACGCACGACGGGAUCCGCCCCAGAUUGCGGAACUGAUGCAUCAGAAAAAUAUUACUCUGACAUUUGCGGUUCCCUCCGAAUACCUCCUCUGGCUUUCCUUCGGUAGGGAGUCUCUGAGACAAGCUGUGGGAUGGCGCUGGGCCUGGGUAGGCGGAGAAAUGUUCCCCAUCCAACUCAAACGCGAGCUCCGACGCCUUGAACUUCCCAACUUCACAUUGUGGGAGUACUACGGCCCUACCGAAACAACUUUUACGGCGACUAACAAGCCCUUGCCACUGGAUGUUGAGAACAGCAUCAUCUCUGGAAGCCCGAUCGGAAAGGCUCAUCCCAACUAUUCAAUUUGUAUCCUGGAUGCAAAGGGUCGUCCUCUCCCCGUCGGAUUUCGAGGCGAGAUUUGUAUCGGGGGUGCUGGAGUGGCUUUGGGAUAUUGGAACAUGCCUGCUGAGACUGAUCGUAAAUUCAUUCCUGAUCCGACAAUAGGAUUCGAUGAAAAGUCUGGGGUGACGAGCGCGAGCCGAUGGUAUCGAACAGGUGACCAGGGGAGAUUGGCGGCUGAUGGAACUCUCAUAUUCAUUGGACGAAUUGGAGGGGACACACAGGUAAAACUACGUGGUCUUCGCAUUGAAUUGGCGGAGGUGGAAGGCGCUCUGUUGAAAUCGGGAGAAUCCCUGAUAUCCAUGGCAGUAGUAACUGUCCGUGAUGGAGAUCUCAUUGCUCACGUUAUCCCGGUAGAGUCCGGAAAGCAGAAGCUGGACUGUGAUAUUGUGAAACGAAAGCUGUUGACGGGCCUUCGUCUUCCGCAGUACAUGCACCCCUCGCGAGUAAUCCUUGUACAGGACCUUCCUAGAGCCAUCACUGGAAAGAUUGACCGUCAGGCUGUUAUGAGACUUCCACUUUCUGGUCCCGGAAAUGGCGCUGGUGAUUCCGAAUCUCAACUGAGCCUUCGCGAGGUGGAAUUGAAACUACUCUGGAGCCGUGUGUUGCCAGAUCCAUACCAAGUGCUCACCGCUGAUUCCGACUUCUUCCUCGAAGGAGGCAAUUCACUGCGCCUAACCAAGUUACAGAACCAUAUUAAAGAGACCUUGGGAGUGUUUGUGUCUACUCGCGAACUCUACUCCGCUCCUAGUCUUCGACAAAUGGCGGCUCGAAUUGGAUCCGACGCCGCCAGUGACGAGGACAUCGAUUGGAACGUAGAAACGGCGAUUCCGGAAAGUCUCAUCGCUGCUUUGAAAGAGGUUUCCAGACGUCCUAGGACUCCAGCAACCAAAGACUUGAAAGUGCUACUGACGGGGGCCGCGAGCGUGUUGGGCAAUUAUGUUCUCCACGCGCUUCUUCAAGAUCCUGCCGUUGACAAGGUUCACUGCAUCGCAAUCUCUGCCGACGAGGAGGAGAGAAUACCAGACUCUGCAAAGAUCAUGAGCUACCCCGGUAGUCUUUCUUCCCAUCAGCUCGGUCUCAGCGCAUCCGAGUGCGCGAUGCUACAAUCGAGUAUCGACGUUGUCAUUCACGCCGGCGCCAACGGGCACUGUCUGAACAGCUACACAUCCAUCCGUCGACCAAAUGUGGAAUCAACACAUUUCCUGGCAUCCCUCUGCAUGCCGCGUUCAAUUCCCAUGCUUUAUGUUUCAUCCCAGCGCGUCCCCGCUCUUGCUGGCCUGACUGUCCUCCCCCCGGUCCCCGUUCUUACAGAGCCCGCCAAAACCGGAGAUACAGGAUACAUGGCGACGAGAUGGGUCAGCGAAAGAUUCCUGCACAAGUUUUCCGAAUUGAACAAGGACUUUACAGUUGAGAUUCACCGGCCCUGCCUAUUCUUCGGGGAUCGCGCACCCCCCACAGACGCCCUGAACGGCGUUCUGCGCUACACGUUCCUAACUCGGUGCGUACCGCGCUUUGCGCGCGUCGAAGGAUACGUCGAUAUCAAAAACGUGGACGAGAUUGCGCGCGACAUUGCCUCGUCAGCUAUUGCGUUGGCAGGCCAGCAGAAGAUGAGCAGCAGCGCUGGAGCGGGCAUCCGUUACCGCCAUCACUCCAGCGGCCGCAAGGUGACCAUAGAGGAAUGGCCCAAGUACAUGGAAGAAUUGCAUGGAGAGCCGUAUGAAGUACUUGCGCUGCCUGAGUGGAUUGCGCGAGCAAGGAGAGAAGGCAUCCACCCGCUGAUAGCGACGUAUUUGGAAGGUGUGAUAGAGAAGGAGGAGCUCGCUCUGUUCCCAUUUUUAGGAGAGGAACUCUAA
Messenger RNA from Talaromyces marneffei, 11961 nucleotides. RefSeq lists its product as uncharacterized. The coding region runs from base 1 to 11961 and encodes 3986 amino acids. Lineage: Eukaryota; Fungi; Ascomycota; Eurotiomycetes; Eurotiales; Trichocomaceae. The transcript is spliced from 2 exons. The record is from RefSeq and is a predicted model, not a curated record. Gene Ontology annotation, biological process: fatty acid biosynthetic process; secondary metabolite biosynthetic process. Gene Ontology annotation, molecular function: fatty acid synthase activity; 3-oxoacyl-[acyl-carrier-protein] synthase activity; phosphopantetheine binding.